Molecule: messenger RNA, 666 nt
Organism: Penicillium waksmanii
Lineage: Eukaryota; Fungi; Ascomycota; Eurotiomycetes; Eurotiales; Aspergillaceae
Exons: 4
Coding region: 1-666 (221 amino acids)
Source: RefSeq, a predicted model, not a curated record
AUGGCUGCCCCCGCCGAUAUCACGGUUAAGAACCUCAGUGGACAGUGGGUUAUGGACGCCACACUGUCCAACCCCACUGACCCCAUCCUCUCUCUGCAAGGCGUCGGCUGGUUCCUUCGCAAGGCCCUCCCCUACGCCACCGUGACCCUGCACGUCCACGAAUACGCCGACUCCGCCGACCCUAAGGUUUACCACAUCGACGUGGACCAGGUGAUUACCGGUGGAAUUACGGGCACCAAGGAGGCGCGCACCCUGGACUGGACCUCUCGCGAGCACACCGAUAACAUCUUCGGUGCGGUCUCCGGCAAGUCACGCCACUUCCGCGGGGAGAAGGGUCGUCCUGCUAUUGAAUUCCAGACUAGCGUUGGCAAGCCCGAGGACGAUGCCAAGGUCCAGAAGUUCCUACGUGGUGAGGUCCUGGCGGAUGGCUCGGCCAGCGAUGGAUUUAUCAUUGACAAUGAGGGUGAGGAGUUCGGUGAAGGCGAGGGUCUGUUUGUGCAGAGUUUCGUGGAGAGCAAGGACAAUGGCUGGACUGCUGAGCAGAUCUGGGGCUUCGAGAUUGUUGAUGGCGAGCGUCGCCACACUCGUCGUGUUGCCGUUGUCAAGAACGGCCAAGUUGAACUUGCACGUCUGGUGUACACCUUCGAGGCGCGGCGCGCUGAGUAA